GCGUGACGCGGCCGUGACGUAGAUGCAGCCGGGGAUCUUUUUAAUCCUCUGCCGCAGCAGCCGCAGCCGGUAACCAGAGGAGGGGGAGCACGGUCUGACGGGAAUGGACCGCACAGGCUCGGGCUAGUCUGCACUGAAGGCCGAAAUAUAUCUAACGGUAAUAUCAGCGAGGGAAACGGAGAAGACUGGAACGAGCUGGCUGUUCGCGAAGGCCAGACCCCCUCCUCCUCCUCCUCCUCCUCCUGCUCCUCCUGCUCUCUGUCUGCAGCCUGUCCCCGGUCCACAGAUGAAACGGACCUCGUUUAGAAACACUGUUUGAAAUAUAUAUCUUCAAACGCAUGUGUAGGACUCGUUAAAAAAGCCGAUCUCUAGCCGGCUGACGGAUACUUCACGCCUCGUCCCCGGUUCGCCCUUCAGCGACGUCGCCGCGCGUCCCCGCUGUUCCCGUCAGUUGCUGCGCAUCAGCAAAACAUGCAGGAUGAGCCUUUGGGGGUGACAACCACGCAAACGCCCCCAUCGACCGAGGAGAAGGACAGCAACGAAUCCGGGAAGCGACCGAACCGAACCGACAGCUCGUUCACGCCGGAUUACAACCAGAGGAACGCGUUCACCGAUUGCGCACGAGAUCGUUUCUGCGCUGCGCAGUCCGUUCGUGACCUUCAGCCUCACAGCCGGAAAACACAUCAGCAGUCAAGUCGGCACACCGAGUUCAGCCCCGCAGAGUCGCCCCCACCCCAGGGACGUGUCAGUCACCUGCCGCAGAGGCGGCCCGAGCUCCGCGGCUCUCCAGUAGAACCGGCCCAAGCCGAUGCUGCGUCGCCAUCGCCCACUUCUGUGAAUCCAAACGCGAUCCAAAUGGACUCUCCCAUCGCCCACCAAAUAAAUAUCGGCAAUGGCAGCAGCGGCGGCACCGGCAACAUGUUGUCCGGAAGUCUCAGCGCCGCUUUCCCGAACCUCCCCGCCCAGGAGAUGCAGAGCGCCGGCUCGUCGCCCGGGUUCGGCACGCCGUGGUCCGUCCAGACCAGCUCCUCGCCCCCACCCGCACCCAACUCCAUCAACCACCACCCCAUCCACGCGAACGCCAUCAACCAGAUGCCCAACGCGGACCCCGACAACAGCUUCUAUCCGGGCAUCCCCUCCUCCAUCAACCCGGCCUUCUUCCAGAGUUUUUCGCCGGUGUCGGCUAAUCCGUGCGCCGGGAUUAAUGUACAGGGCUUCAACGGUCCCUUCUCGCCCCAGAUGAACGUCCCCCAGCAGGCGCAGAGUCGCAGGUCCCCGGUCAGUCCCCAGAUGCAUCCCCAGCAGGGCGCCUUCCUGCAGCAGAGGAACAACUACAACCAACAUCAGCCCGUGGUGAAGCAGUCUCCCUGGGGCAGUCACCAGGGGAACGGCUGGGGCUCCGGAGGGAUGUCCUGGGGCCGGGACCACCGCAGAGGGAGCAGCAUGGGCGGACCCGGCUCGGGCGGUCAUCACGUCUCGCCCCUGAAGAAGCCCUUCUCCAGCAACAUCAUCGCGCCGCCCAAGUUCCCACGCUCCGCCGGAUCACUGGGGCCUAAGUCCUGGAUUGAGGAGAACGUGUUUCGCACAGACAGCAACAGCAACACCUUGUUGCCCCUGCAGGAGCGCACCAGGAUGUACGACAGUCUGAACAUGCACUCUCUGGAGAGCUCGCUGAUCGACAUCAUGCGAGCCGAGCAGGAUCCGAUGAAAGGUGAGGUCGCCUUUUCCCUUUGCUCUCUAUGUUUGGGGGGGUGAGGACGCCUGACAUCAGGUGCAGGGGAAGUGACGGGCCCGUCGCUAACGGAGCCGUGUUGUUUUUACCACGCUCCGGCUUAUUGUCUCCCCCGCUGAGUGCUUAAUACUUAAUACAUUUACAUGACCUUCAGCUCUGAUCCUGCUGCUACUUAAGCUGAGCGGCACACAGAGCCGAGGAGGAGAGGAGGAGGGAUGUGAUUGGUGGAUAUCUCUCAUAGAGCGGCGUGGUCCCUCUCCUCCCGGUGGACCACCGUGGGACCGUAUUUCAAAAACAAGAUGUACGGUAGUCAACGGAGAGAGACAGAUAUUUUAUUGAUCCCGUUAGAGUUGUGCCACGAAUUACACGUAUGAUGUUCAUCAAUUUAAAAAAGUAAUUUAGCAAAUCAAGAAAGUCUCAUUUUGCCAUAAAACUUUUGAAGAAAGAAAGAAAAUACAUUAUUAUAAAGACGACACACUCUAAAGUGUCGUUAAGUGACAUCUCUCUCUACGAUGUCGGAGUGUUUAGUACCAGGAUGUUCUCACUCGUUCUGUCUCUUCCUGUCUGAUAAAAACCGCAGACUGUCUAUAAGAAGUGGACGUAGUCAUCGUGGCGUCACUC
This is a messenger RNA of Anarrhichthys ocellatus (wolf-eel), 2353 nucleotides long. Its product is annotated as cytoplasmic polyadenylation element-binding protein 3-like. Lineage: Eukaryota; Metazoa; Chordata; Actinopteri; Perciformes; Anarhichadidae. Gene Ontology annotation, molecular function: mRNA regulatory element binding translation repressor activity; ribosome binding; translation factor activity, RNA binding. Gene Ontology annotation, biological process: negative regulation of cytoplasmic translation. The transcript is spliced from 3 exons. Bases 472 to 1755 code for a protein of 427 amino acids. Gene Ontology annotation, cellular component: nucleus; cytoplasm; synapse. The record is from RefSeq and is a predicted model, not a curated record.